AUGUCGGAUGCCACAUCGUCUUCCCUCAAAGGCAACGCGGUAGACCUGGAGAAGAAUGCCCUGGAGAAAGAAGACCCGGAGGCCGACGCCAUUCGCUCGUCGAGUGAUGGCAGCGCCUUCUCAGAAGGCAGACACCUCGAAGGUGUUCGCAGUCGCAGUCCUAGCCGUGGUGGCAGUCAACCCCUCUCCCGAAGCCAAUCUCGAGGACUAGAGAGAGCCACCACUACUGCAUCCAAUGCUCUUUCAAUCAUUCGGUCGCGGGUGCCUCAGAGACCGUUUUCGCAUCCACUGGAGCAUGAAAAGACCGCUGUUGAUGUCAUUGUUGACUUCGAAGGGCCGGAUGAUCCCUACCGACCCAUCAACUGGCCCUUCAAGAAAAAAGUCAUCACGACUGCCCUGUACGGCCUUACGACUUUGAGCGCCACCCUGUCAUCCAGCAUCUUUUCCGCUUCCACCAUCCCAAUCGCCAGAGAGUUUAAUGUUAGCACGGAAGUUAGCACGCUUGGCACCUCUCUCUUCCUCAUUGGGUUCGGAGCAGGCCCUCUGCUCUUCGCUCCGCUAUCAGAAGUAUAUGGUCGCAAACCUGCGGUACUCAUCCCGACUUUUGUUGGCGCCAUCUUCGCUUUUGGGGUAGGGGCAGGGAAGGACAUUCAGACCAUCAUCAUUUGUCGCUUCUUUCAAGGCAUGUUCAUGAGUGCACCCGUUACAAACACCGGAGGGGUCUUAGCCGAUAUCUGGGCUGCUCAACAUCGUGCUGCUGCAAUUGUCGGAUAUGCCCUGUGCCUCGUCGGCGGCCCCACACUCGGUCCAAUCAUUGGUGGUGCAUUCGUCAUCACACCUGGUCUUGGCUGGCGCUGGACUCAAUAUCUGUCGGGAAUGUAUGCCUUGGCCAUCCUGGUGAUUGACAUUCUCGUUCUCGACGAAUCGUAUCCCGCCGCACUCCUCGUAACGAAGGCUCGUCGUCUGCGCCACGCAACCGGCAACUGGGCGCUACAUGCCAAACACGAGGAAUGGGACGUUUCCCUCCGUGAGAUGGCGAAUAAGUAUCUGAUUCGACCAUUCGCCCUCCUUCGAACACCGAUCUGCUUUCUCAUCGCACUAUACGCUGGCUUCUGCUACGGCAUCCUCUACGGCAUGCUUGGAGCUUUCCCCUACGUAUUCCAGGAACUUCGAGGCUGGAAUGAAGUGGUUGGGGCGUUGCCAUUCCUCGCUUUGUUGCUGGGGACCGUCAUAGGCGGCGCCACGAAUCUGAUCAAUCAACGAUUUUACCUCAAGGCGUUGAAGAAAAACAACUAUCGCCCGGUUCCCGAGGCACGCCUGCCGCCGAUGUGCAUCGGCUCAUUCUUCUUCGCUGGCGGUCUUUUCGUCUUCGCUUGGACUGCCAAUCCGGAAAUUACCUGGGUAGCUCCGUGCGUGGGCGGUGUGAUGGCCGGCGUAGGCUUCUUCACAAUCUUCCAAGCUGCACUAAACUAUCUCUUGGAUACGUUUCAGCGGUACGGAGCCUCUGCAAUCGCGGCAAAUACGUUCGUGCGAAGUGGUUUUGCCGGCGCUUUCCCGCUGUUCAUCACGUAUGAACUAAAGGCCAUUGGUGUCGGUUGGGGGAUUUCGGUGUACGCCAUCUUCGCGACGUGUCUCAUUCCCAUUCCGUUCUGCUUUGUUAAAUGGGGGCCAGCGAUACGCGCACGCGGAGAGUGGAGUCGAGAGAGUACGUUGUAA
Neohortaea acidophila is the source of this 1716-nucleotide messenger RNA. RefSeq names its product major facilitator superfamily domain-containing protein. The record is from RefSeq and is a predicted model, not a curated record. The transcript has 6 exons. NCBI's taxonomy places the organism in Eukaryota, Fungi, Ascomycota, Dothideomycetes, Mycosphaerellales, Teratosphaeriaceae. The coding region runs from base 1 to 1716 and encodes 571 amino acids. Gene Ontology annotation, molecular function: transmembrane transporter activity. Gene Ontology annotation, biological process: transmembrane transport.